Molecule: messenger RNA, 6067 nt
Organism: Cherax quadricarinatus
Lineage: Eukaryota; Metazoa; Arthropoda; Malacostraca; Decapoda; Parastacidae
Source: RefSeq, a predicted model, not a curated record
AUGCUUCGCAACACACCCCCACGACGCCAGGUGCCUCCACCGUCCCUCAUGCUUUGCAACACACCACCACGACGCCAGGUGCCUCCACCUUCCCUCAAUGCUUCGCAAAACACCACCACGACGCCAGGUGCUCCACCUUCCCUCAUGCUUCGCAACACCCACCCGACGCCAGGUGCCUCCACCGUCCCUCAUGCUUCCCAGCACACCACCACGACCCCCCGGUGCCUCCACCUUCCUCAUGCAUCGCAACACACCACCACGACGCCUGGUGCCUCCACCUUUCCCCCAUGCAUCGCAACACACCACUACGACGCCAGGUGCCUCCACCGUCCCUCAUGCUUCGCAACACACCACCACGACGCCAGGUGCCUCCACCGUCCCACUCAUGGGUUCGCAACACACCACCACGACGCCAGGGGCCUCCACCGUCCCUCAUGCUUCCCAAAAAACACCACCACGACGCCAGGGGCCUCCACCUUCCCUCAGCAUCGCAACACACCACCACGACGCCUGGUGCCUCCACCUUCCCUCAUGCAUCGCAACACACCACUACGACGCCAGGUGCCUCCACCUCCCUCAUGCUUCGCAACACACAAACCACGACGCCAGGUGCCUCCACCGUCCCUCAUGCUUCGCAAAAACACCACCACACGCCAGGUUUCCUCCACCGUCCCUCAUGCUUCGCAACACACCAUCACGACGCCAGGUGCCUCCACCGUCCCUCAUGCACGCAACACCCCCACGACGCCAGGUGUCCCCCACCGUCCCUCAUGCAUCGCAACACACCACCACGACGCCAGUGCUCCACUCUUCCCUCAUGCAUCGCAACACACCACCCCGACGCCAGGUGCCUCCACCUCCCUCAUGCUUCGCAAAACACCAAAUACGACGCCAGAGCAGCAGCAGCAGCAGCAGCAGCAGCAGCAGCAGACAGUGGAGCAGACUGUGUACAAGACAACUUCACAACACCCCGACAUAGAUGCGGGAUGGGCAUGGGUCGUCCUCUUCGCUAUGUUUUGCGUGUUCGCCCUCAACUCAGGAUUAUUGAGCACAACUGGCAUGUACUUUGUGCAGAUGCUGACCGAGUUUGGCAAAUCUCGGUCCUACACAGCUUGGAUGGGUUCUCUUGUUAAUGCUUUCUUCAUGCUGGGAGGUCCGAUAAGCUCAAUGUUCAUCCAGCGCUGGGGCUGCCGUCUCUCUCUGAUGUUUGGCUCUCUCUUGAUGACGUUGGGAUUCCUAGUCUCUGCCUUUGCAACCUCCCUCGAGAUGCUCUUCGUGACCUAUGGUGUUGUUGUUGCAUGUGGGAUGAACUUCGCUUACUCUGGUCAAAUCAUCAGUCUGGCGCAGUACUUUGAUAAGAGACAAUCCAUUGCCACUUCUUCUGCGAUGAUUGGCAUUGGUGUUGGUAUCUUUCUCUUGAGUUCCUUGACAGAGUUCCUUAUUCUUGAAUAUGGUUGGCGCGGAUCUUUCAUCUGGAACGCAGGUUUAAGUCUCCACAUAGCGGUGUUCGGUUCUCUUGUGUUUCCCAUCGAACCGAUGACCCAGAAUCCAGGAGAUACAGUUAGCCUCCAGGAGCACCCAGACGGCAGCCAAAGCUCUAUUUUAGUCAACAGAGGUUUCUCUUCUUCUAAGAGUCGCAUCUUCCUCGACAAGACAAUGAAUGACAGGUCCAAUGGCUACAGCUUCUGUAAUAAGGACUCCCAUGCUGAAUUGUCCCACUUUGACCUUCGAUCCUACCAGUUCAGCUUUCACAACAAAGAUUCUCACGGGGACUUUGGUCUACAUUCUAACUACCCAAGCUUCUCUUCUCACCGGGAUGCCCAGGCUGGUGUCAGCGGCAUCAAGUCAAACCCUCAAAGUUUCUGUAGGACGUCACAGCUGGACCUGUAUCAGCAACUUCACAGUUGUCACCAUUCAGAGAGAGAAGUGGAGAGUCUUAAGGCUACUGGAUCUGGAUAUGGCGGAGGUCGUGCUCGGUUCCUUGUACGUGAGGGGGACUGUGACCUUAGUUGUUGUGAUGAAGAAGAGGAAGAACAACGGUCGUUAAGUGACGUACACACGGCAACACCUCAGAUUAAGAGAAGAUCUCUAUGUGUGCUGCUGAUGGAGAAGAUGAAGCUGCGCUCACAAACUGUUAUUAGCAGCUUUGCCAGAAAAUCGACGAACCAUCCUCUGUUUGAUGUGAGGUUCUGGCUGAUGGACUUCGCUGUCUUCUUCGCAAUGUUGGGAACUCUAUGUCUCUACAUUAUUUAUAAAGAUUUUGCAGACUACAUGGGUCUAGGAGACUAUUAUUCAAUAGCUCUUUCUGGUAUUGGUAUUGGAGAUCUUUGUGGUCGAAUGUUUACGGGUUUCUUAAUGAAUAUGGAGUGGAUCGACUCUGUGUUUGCGUAUGGGAUGGCACUGCUCUUGUGUGCAGUGGUGGUAGUUGGUCACAUGUUCAUCACGACCAGCACUCAGCUAUUGGUGCUGACUGGAAUCUUUGGAUUCCUUUAUGGUGGCCAAAAUGUUCUUAUCGCUGUUGCUCCGUCCAUGGUGUUCGGCAGAGAGAAACUCAUAACUGUCUUUGGACAUAUUCUCUUCCUUGGAGGCAUCGGUGCUCUAAUUGGAGCACCCAUUGCUGGAUCGAUCGUGGACAGUACUGGUAGUUAUGAUGGUGUUGUAUUGUUUUCUACCGUCAGUCUAGCAUCCGGCACUUUGCUCAUGUUUAUAUGUUAUUUCAUCCACCGCAAAAGAUGUAAUCAGCAGCCUGUGGAAAGUGUAUAACCGUUAGAUUAAAUCUCCUAAAGAACCAGUCAUGAUGCAAAUAUUAGUGAGAGUUGUUCCAACACAGUAAGAUCGUUGGAAAAUCCUCGCCGGGCCACCAUCUGGAAAAGACCCUGGCCGGGACAAGACCAGCGAACUUACUACAGAUGUAUAAAUUACAAUUUUGAGACUAUGAUAAUUAAUUACUAUGGAAAAAUAUUAGGUUGUCUAUGUAAUUACAUAGUUGUAAUUAGCUGUGGUAUUUGAGUUAGUGAAGAUUUAUCCACAACUCUUGAAACCUCUUCUAAACAUCUCUUGCCUGAUGUGAUUUAGUUAUUUCGUGUUGACUAUUGAAGCUAUGAGACUUCACACACAUGCUGAGGGCACAACACCUGUCCUCAACAUGUCUGAAAUCGCAAGCCAACUACACCUGUAUGAACAUUUCUACUUAUUGCUUAAAGAACUCUCAUUUAACUUAAGAGACUUUUCUCCCGUCACUGGUCCUCGGUAGUGUCACAGCACUGGUCCUCGGUAGUGCCACAACACUGAUCCUCGAUAGUGCCACGGCUCUGGACUGGUGCACGGUAGUGCCACGGCACUGGACUGAUCCACGGUAGUAUCACGUCACUGACCCACGGUAGUGCCACGUCACCGGCCCUCGGUAGUGCCACAUCCUUAAAGAGUUCAGCUUCGACACACACGGAGGUUUGUCUUCGGCAUGAAUUUCCCUAUACUCAGCCAACGGCUUAAUUCAAUCACUACCUUAUUAUUAACGUCAAUUUAAAUGGUUGAAGGUAUUAGACGAAAGGAGAGAAGGAUUUUCUAAAGACUAAACAGCGAGAUUGUAUUCCAUUUAUAUGGCAUACUAACAACUAUGACUUUUGGUGCCUCGCAGCGCGUCCUAACCCAUCGUCUUUCUAUGUAGAGCACUCAUCAAUAAUUCUAAUUGACCAAUAGAGUUAAAUUACUCCUACAUGUAUAUAGAGAUACCAUUUGUUAUGACUGUGAAGAGAACCUGUUCUGUCGUAGGUACUGUGUCCGUGAUCUGCAGACAGUUGACUUCUAAUGCUGUUUUAGACGCUGAGAUACUGUUCUGUCGUAGGUACUGUGUCCGUGAUCUGCAGACAGUUGACUUCUAAUGCUGUUUUAGACGCUGAGAUACUGUUCUGUCGUAGGUACUGUGUCCGUGAUCUGCAGACAGUUGACUUCUAAUGCUGUUUUAGACGCUGAGAUACUGUUCUGCUUCUCUAAUAAGCCCAGUGGCCUAGCCAAGCCUUGAUGACCGCCUCUUCGGUCGGUACUGUAGGGAUCACGAACAUGAACCUCCGUGCUGGUUCACGACGGUGCUACGUGAGAUGCUUCAAGCAUCUCUUCAUUUUUAUUUAUAUAUAACUAGUACAUAUUUUAAGUAUUUUAUUUUGUGUAUUGCAUGGGUUUUAUUCUAGUAAUUAUUUUCUUUAAUUCGAGGCUCUACUGCAUCUAGCAGGGAUUAAUUUAAUAUAUAUGGAGGGUGUAAGCUGUGAGUGCGACAUGUGAGUGUGAGCUGUGAGUGUGAGCUGUGAGUGCGACAUGUGAGUGUGAGCUGUGAGUGUGAGCUGUGAGUGCGACAUGUGAGUGUGAGCUGUGACUUUGAGCUGUGACUUUGAGCUGUGAAUGUGAGCUGUGAGUGUGAGCUGUGAGUGUGAGCUGUGAGUGUGAGCUGUGAGUGUGAGCUAUUGGCUAUUGGUGACAGCAGUUCCCUGAUCUGAGUAUCUGAUUGGUUAAUUAGUUCCUUUUAAAGACAAUUCUCUUUUUUCCUUUCAACAAAUUCAGUCAAAUAAUGAUUUACAAUUAGCCCUAAACUUCACCGUUUUCUUGACAGAAUAUAAUUAAAUUAGCUCAGAUACUUUUUCGUUAGAUAACUAAUAUUUUACAUUUGCUACUACUAGUUCUACUCAUGAAUAUACAACCUUGAAAAUGUGAGAAAUCACGACAGCGCUUCGAAUUUCACUAUUUUUUCACAGUGGUUAUUCUGCAUGUUGUGAUAACACCUGUUUACCUGGAGUUUACCUGGAGAGAGUUCCGGGGGUCAACGCCCCCGCGGCCCGGUCUGAGACCAGGCCGUGAUCUUAUUGCAUGAAUAUAUAACAACUCGGAAAGAAAAAUUUAUCAUCGUGCCACCGUCUAACUCAUAAUUUAAUGACUAUUUGUGUUUUUAGAAAUGUUUUGUAAUAUCUGUGUGGCUCCGCCGGUUACUUCCACUGGUCUCUCCUACACUGGUCUCUCCUACACUGGUCUCUCCUACACUGGUCUCUCCUACACUGGUCUCUCCUACACUGGUCUCUCCUACACUGGUCUCUCCUACACUGGUCUCUCCUACACUAGACUCUCCUACACAGGUCUCUCCUACACUGGUCUCUCCUACACUGGUCUCUCCUACACUGGUCUCUCCUACACUAGACUCUCCUACACAGGUCUCUCCUACACUGGUCUCUCCUACACUGGUCUCUCCUACACUAGACUCUCCUACACAGGUCUCUCCUACACAGGUCUCUCCUACACUGGUCUCUCCUACACUAGACUCUCCUACACUGGUCUCUCCUACCCUAGACUCUCCUACACUGGUCUCUCCUACACUGGUCUCUCCUACACUGGUCUCUCCUACACUGGUCUCUCCUACACUGGUCUCUCCUACACUGGUCUCUCCUACACUGGUCUCUCCUACACUGGUCUCUCCUAUACUGGUCUCUCCUAUACUGGACUCUCCUACACUGGACUCUCCUACACUGGUCUCUCCUACACUGGUCUCUCCUACCCUAGACUCUCCUACACUGGUCUCUCCUACACUGGACUCUCCUACACUGGACUCUCCUACACUGGACUCUCCUACACUGGUCUCUCCUACACUGGUCUCUCCUACACUGGUCUCUCCUACACUGGCGUCUCCUACACUGGUCUCUCCUACACUGGACUCUCCUACACUGGACUCUCCUACACUGGUCUCUCCUACACUGGUCUCUCCUACGCUGGUCUCUCCUACCCUAGACUCUCCUACACCGGUCUCUCCUACACUAGACUCUCCUACACUGGUCUCUCCUACACUGGUCUCUCCUACACUGGUCUCUCCUACACUGGUCUCUCCUACACUGGUCUCUCCUACACUGGUCUCUCCUACACUGGACUCUCCUACACUGGUCUCUCCUACAUUGGUCUCUCCUACCCUAGACUCUCCUACACCGGUCUCUCCUACACUAGACUCUCCUACACUGGACUCUCCUACACUGGACUCUCCUACACUGGUCUCUCCUACACUGGUCUCUCCUACACUGGUCUCUCCUGCACUGGU